Ilyonectria robusta is the source of this 546-nucleotide messenger RNA. RefSeq lists its product as uncharacterized. The coding region runs from base 1 to 546 and encodes 181 amino acids. Lineage: Eukaryota; Fungi; Ascomycota; Sordariomycetes; Hypocreales; Nectriaceae. The transcript has 2 exons. The record is from RefSeq and is a predicted model, not a curated record.
AUGGCCAAAUCCCUAAUUUCUGUAGCUUUGCACACCACCUUUUUCGCCCCGCAAUCCGGAUCUUCAUUCCAUCACACUAAAUUUGCCGUAUAUACUCCACCUACUAUCAUUUCAGUACCGGCCUUUCAUUCUAGUAACUACCUGUCAUUCGCCUUUCACAUGCCAGCGAAUCUUGAUCCCGCUCAGCCUGUGCCCGAGUCAUUCUCCAGGGCCGGCAUGGUUUUCGACUGGUACCGCAACUUGCCAUCGAGACGUAUUGAUCUGUUUGAUGACUACGCAGGCGACGUGUUAUUCCUAGUCGAAUUUGACUCGCUACUUCCUCACUGCUUCCUCCGAAGGUUUCUUGACGUCUCAGAUGCUUGCUUUGUUAUGAUUCAUGAUGGCGCCGUGGUAGGGCAGCUUCAGUUCAGAGGUACAAAUAUUUCGCAGCUAGAGACAGAGUUGGAUAACAUCCUCGACAUUUUUCGCAAACUGAAGAGCAUACGGGAGCCAACACCGAAGCACCAACUCGCACGGCCACAAGCAGGUUUCGGCUCCGGGUUAUGA